Molecule: messenger RNA, 2385 nt
Organism: Oldenlandia corymbosa var. corymbosa
Lineage: Eukaryota; Viridiplantae; Streptophyta; Magnoliopsida; Gentianales; Rubiaceae
Source: the annotation of a GenBank genome assembly
AUGAAGGGGAUGCCCUUACCCUUUGAAUUUCAGGGGAAGGGGGUUUUGGACUUGGAAGUUGUGGUUAAUAGUAACAAAAUUGGUUCUUGUUUUUGGAACCGUAAUAUUGAUAACAAGAAGCUAAUUUGUAGUCCUGAUAAUAGUGAGCCAAACUCUGUCCUGGAUAACAUAAGGAGCCAGAGCCCAUCUUCCUCAACCCUGUCUUCUUCCUUAGGCUGCGGCAACAACAGCGGAGGCACAGCCAGCGGUGGUGGUGGUGGUGCUGUUUCUACCGGGGUGGCGGCGGUUUCGGGAAACUCCCCCAUUAAAUGGCACCAAGAUGCCCCUUCUACCACCACCAGCUCAAAUGUCGGAGCUGAAUCUGAGCUCCAUCCUGUCCCACCCUCUCUUGAGAUGGGUGGAGGAGGAGCCGGAGCCGCCGCCGCCGCUGCAGCGCCGGAGAAAUGUACGAUGGAGGAAUGGGAUAGUGUCUUGCCGGAGUCCGUGGCUGCCUCACCGAGCCAAGAACAGUCUAUCUUGCGGUGGAUCAUGGGGGAUGUGGAUGACCCUUCUAUGGCUAACUUGAACAAGGUCUUGCAAAUUGGCGGUGGUGGUGGCAGUGGUGGUCACACGGCGGACUAUGAGUUCAACGGUGGUUUUGGGGUUGUGGAUCAAGGUUUUGGAGCAGAGGGCCAAGGGAUUAAUUUCAUGCCUUCUUUGAACCCUUCAAUCUCUACUAUAUCCAGCAAUAGGAACAAUGGUGGCGAAAAGGUUGGUUUUCUGGCUAAUUCUUCCGGAAAUCUUGCUAGUAAUAAACUCCCCAAUGUUCAAAAUCCAUUAUUUCCUGCAUUAUCUAGCAACCUUGGUGGACCUAUGGCCUUCUCUCAAUCCCAGCAGCCAUUGAUGCCUGCGUUUGAGGGUGGAGAAAUGAAACCCCCAAUUUUUAAUCCUCAGUUAUUGAUAAACCAGCACCAAACUCACCCACAAAACAACCCAUCAUUUUUCAUUCCAUUGGGUUAUGGGCAGCAGGAGCAGAAUCUGUUGAUGCCACCACAGGCAAAACGGCAUAAUCCAGGACCAAUUGGAGGGGUUGAUCCCAGCUGCCAAAUUUCCAAGACUCAAUUUUCAGAUACAGGGCAAGAACUGUUUGUAGGGAGACAAUCUCCACUUCAACAGCAACAAGGAAUGCCUCCGGUGCUGCCUCAUCAGCUUCAGUUGCUUCCCAAUUAUGUUCAGCAAAGGCCUGCUGCUGUAAGUCCUAAGCAGAAAAUGGUUGGGGAUGAAAUGGGGUUGUCCCAUCAUCAACAACAGCAGCAGCAGCAGGCAAUAAUUGACCAGCUAUUCAAGGCAGCAGAGUUGGUCCAGUCGGGGAAUCCAUUACUCGCGCAAGGGAUAUUGGCGCGGCUCAAUCACCAGCUCUCUCCAAUCGGUAAGCCUUUCUACAGGGCUGCUUUUUACUGUAAGGAGGCGUUGCAGAUGCUCCUUCAUACUAGCAAUAGUUUGAAUCCCAACUCGUCCCCGUUUAGUCUUGUUUUCAAGAUUGGUGCCUACAAGUCCUUCUCUGAGAUUUCACCCAUUGUGCAAUUUGCAAAUUUCACCUGUAUACAAGCUUUGCUUGAGGUAUUGGAGGGAUUUGAUCACAUUCAUAUUGUUGAUUUUGAUAUUGGGUAUGGAGGGCAAUGGGCAUCUUUUAUGCAAGAACUUGCCUUAAGAAGUGGAGGUGCACCAUCUUUGAAAAUUACUGCAUUUGCUUCUUCCUCAACCCAUGAUCAGCUUGAACUGGGCCUUAUGCGUGAAAAUUUGAUUCAUUUCGCUAGUGAAAUAAGUAUGCCAUUUGAGUUUGAGAUUGUUAGCAUUGAUGCUAUAACCUCUUCUUCUUGGAGUCUCCCUCUUCGUGUUUCAGAGAAUGAGGCCGUAGCUGUAAAUCUCCCAGUGAGUUCUUUCUCAAGCUGCCAGCUUUCGCUGCCUCUCAUUCUCCGAUUUGUUAGGCAAUUGUCUCCAAAAAUUGUUGUAUCUAUAGACAGAGGUUGUGACAGGACUGACCUUCCAUUCCCGAAUCAUGUGAUUCAUGCUCUCCAGUCUUACUCCAACUUGCUUGAGUCUCUUGAUGCUGUAAAUUUGAACUUAGAUUCCCUGCAGAAGAUUGAAAGGUUCUUGCUCCAACCAGGAAUUGAAAGAAUUCUAUCUGGACGGUAUCGCACCCCUGAAAAGACGCAACAUUGGAGGACCAUGUUUUUGUCAUCCGGGUUCUCCCCUUUAACUUUCAGCAAUUUUACAGAAUCACAAGCAGAGUGCGUCGUGAAGAGGACACCCGUUCGUGGAUUCCAUGUGGAGAAGAGACAGUCGUCCCUUGUUCUUUGUUGGCAAAGAAAGGAGCUCAUCUCAGCUUCAGCUUGGAGAUGCUAA